UCUCACUUCCCCUCCCUCUCUCCCUCUCUCUCCCUCUCGCUCUACCAGUGUGCACAUUCUGCUCAGUCCCUGCUUUUUUCUCUCUCUCUCUCGUUUGCACUCCCUCUCUCUCAGCAUCGGCAGCAGCAGGGCAGGGAAGCAGCUGUCUCCCUGACUCGAAUACCAGAGCAACCGGUCUGCUGGAUCAGCAUCCUCGGCUAAAACCACAGGAGGGUCAGGCUGUAAAGCCGGAGAGUCUGUGGUGGAGAUCUCUAAUCAUCCCAAAUUUAUCCCUGGAGGGACAAAAACCAGCAAAAACUGCAACAAAUCACAUCGUUGACUGGAAGGCUGCCGUUCCACAUAGAGGGACCUGAAGUAGAGGAGCGGGGAGAGGAGCUGUACAGGGUGGUUUUCAACUGCUCCCUCUCUCUUUCUAUAUCUCCUUCACUGUCUUUUUUCUGAGAGGAUCCUUAUCCUCUCUUUCUCUUCUUCUCUUUUUCUCAGUACAGGAAUGUAGCUGGCGGAUAAGGGGCAGGUUUCUAGCUUUCUGCUGCAUUAACAGGCAGUGCACAGAGACGGCGGGGCAGAGAGCGGACAGCUUGGGGAAACCUGAGCUACGAUAGGAGAGGAAGGGGAUAACGCAUCGCAAACGACAGAUUUAUCCACCCUUUACUGCCUCCAUUCACCCAUCCUUUUCUCUCUCUAUCUCUAAGCUCUAGGGUUGUUUUUUCUCCUUGUUGCCGUCAAUGGAUUCUGUAUUUUUCCCCACUGGAGAAUAGCAAACAACUCAGUGCUGGGAGUUGGCUUGGUUUUGCUCCAAAACUGAAGACAAAAAACAUAAAAAGGAGAGUACCUUUGUGAGGGGGGGAUGUUGUAGAGAGCAGGUGGUCUGGAGAGGGAGCAACAACACACCCAGGGCAAAUCUCUCUUCUCUCUGACGGGAGGGACAGGUUUCUGGGGCUGGGUAGCUGACUCAGCUAAGGAGAGAGAGCUGCAGAAACCCCAGGAUCCUGUGUGCUUUGCCUAUUUAGGUGAGGGAUUCAUAAUAGCCCCUGCAAGUUUUUCCUCAUCGGCAUCCAUAACCCAAACGCCCCAUCUUGGAAUAUUGACGUAGGGAAUGAGAAAGGGUGUGAAAUAAAGAGGGCUGGGUUUGAUCAGUGCCAACAGAAGAGUGUGCUGCGACAAGGAGUGAUUUAUAAUUUAUUUAUCACAGAGGGAUUUAUAGCUGUUCAGUCCCAUUUCUAUUCUCCACUUCAUCUAUUUUGUUUGGAUUGUCCUUGGAGUUGGAAGUCUUGGUUGCUUUUGGACAGGAUUCAAACGGGACUAAAGAUAAUUCCAAGUUCCAACGCAUCUACAUCGGCUUUUUCCACCUCUUUUGUGCAUCUCUGAGUGUGUCUGAGGGUGUUUGUUUGUACGUAUCUGUGUGUGUGUAUGCGUUUGUCAGCAUCUCAUUGUGUGUGUUUCUUUCUUGAUGUCCGGCGUUGUCGGCUGCCAUUCUGCCUCGUGCUGCCCAUGCCUGUCACGCGCCUGGCCCCAAGGUUAACCCUUGCUAAGCCGCGUGCAGGAUGAGCGAGAGCUCCGGAGCAGUCACAUCCGGGGCGGUGAUCCUGGAGGAGUGUCCAGAGAGGAGUGGGGAGCGAGAGCAGGUCCAAGCCCAAGAGCCAGGGCCCCUGCGCUGUGGAGGCUGCACCCUGUGGCCCCGCCAGCAGACAUGGCUAUGUGUUGUCCCUCUACUCAUAGGCUUCAUUGGCUUGGGACUAAGCCUGAUGCUGCUCAAAUGGAUUGUGGUGGGCUCUGUUAGGGACUACGUGCCCACAGACCUGGUGGACGCCAAGGGUAUAGGACAGGACCCCAUGUUUCCCCCCCAUCUCUCCAAGCCCAGCGCCUUGCCCAAGAACUCAGACACUACCAGUACCACCACCACGGUGGGGUUGGCCAUUACUACCGUGGCCAACCCCACCUCAACCACCGUCACGGCAGUGAGGGGCAGAACUCGAACUGUCGUCACCCACCACCCCGGUGGCACAACUACUACAGCCAGGGUGGGUGGUGCAUCAGGCAGCCAGGUUACGCCUCGCAGCACCACACAGCGCCAGGGCAACUCUGGGGGUGGAGGACCACGAGGCCCCCUUAUUACCACAACCACCGCCGCACCAGUUGCCGCCUCCACUUUUACCACCUCCAGCCGUAAACCUUCUAACCCCACUGUGCUGCACGACUCCACACAAAUGUGGACCCACGAGCACACCACAGAGAGGCCUGCCUCCACUCCCACAUGGACCCUUGUGAACCCAAAAACACUGUCACCCACCAUUCCUCCAUUGGUCUCAGAGCAUUUCAAGCAAUGUCACGAGAAGGACCUGGCUUACUGCUUGAACGAUGGAGAAUGCUUCGUCAUCGAGACGCUGAGUGGUCCACACAAACAUUGCAGGUGUAGAGAAGGCUACCAGGGUAUACGCUGUGACCAGUUCCUGCCCAAGACGGACUCCAUCUUAUCUGAUCCAACAGAUCACUUGGGCAUUGAGUUUAUGGAGAACAAGGAGGUGUACAAGAGACAAGUACUGUCAAUCACCUGCAUCGCCGUGGGGAUAAGCGUUCUGGGCACGCUCUGUAUGGCUCUCUACUGUCGGAACAAGAGACGCAGGGAAAAAGUCCAGGCCCACUUGAAAGAGAGUCGCAGCCUGAAGAACUACAGCGCCAAUGCCUCUGCCCUGGAGUCCAAACCCGGCCUGAGGCCUAACACGGGCCUGCAGCUGCAGAAUUAUUGUAAGAAGUCCUCCCAGCCACAUGAGGGAGCUGUCUGGGAGUCCAGCUUUGCCCAGUGCAACACCACCCCUACCAACAACUCCAGAGGUCCAGGCACAGCAAAAUACUACAGAAGCGGCUCCCUGUCUCACAGUCCAGACCAGAGAAGUAGAGCCACCCACUGGUCAGUACCGCGCAGAACUCUGCCUAUACCCAGGGGAAGGCUAAAUCCAAAUGGAGGAUCCAAACAUUCUGGCCCCGCCUACCAACACCUCCAGGAGUUGGAGUCGUCUGAGAGGGAGGUUGAAUCAUUGAGAGGGUGCCAGAUGGUGAGGGCCGGGAGCGACCCGCGACAGGAUUCCUUUCUAAAUAUGCAACCUCCCGUGUCGGUAGAGCAGUCGUGGGAGAGCAGGGUGGAGGUGCGCUGCUGUCCUUUGGACCAGGGCCGGGACCAUGACAUCUCCACCUCCACCUGGAGCAUCAGGCGUCCCAGCCGCUCUUCCCCUCCUCCUUUCCGGACCUGCUCCAUCCCCAUCAUCCCCUCAGUCCAGGGCCACCAGGACGAGGUCUCCUGUUUGCAAGCAGCCACUGGCUCAGCCACCUGCAGCACCACGCCCAGUAAGGAAGUAUUAGGGCGCUCCCUCAUCAUGCUGCACCCCGCAUCCACCCCCUGCUCCUCCUCUAUGGGGGGCCAGCAGGACGAGGUGGCCCUUCUCCUAGAGGAGGCCCAGGAGCAUCUCAGGGCUCUGGCUCUGGCCCACAGGAAGCAGGAAGACAGCGUCGGCUCCGCUCACCAACUGCCCAGAGAGACUGUGUGCUUCCUGACACUCAAUGGUGGAGGAGCGGGGGGGUUGAGCCCUAAUGGACCCACUGAGACCCAGUUACUGAGCCCUAGAGAACCUCACAGAGACUCAGCCCAGCCCUGCCAAUGAGACAACAGGGUCUGGGCCCUAACUUCCUGUCUGGAUCUACAGUAAAACAACCCUGGUGUCUUGAAGUCAAGACUGCACAGAGUUCUGCAUCAAAGGGAUGAGAUUAAACUGAAUAGAGAAAAAUUAUAUCAUGGAAAAAACUAUGUGCAUACUGUAUGGAAGAAUGAACAGAGGGAUGGUCUAUGGAGUGAUGAAGAGAGACAUUAUGUAUAUGCAUAAAUUUAAAUGAGAAGCUUCUUAGACAAAAGAAACCAAAUAGUCUGUCAUCUCCAUGGUGUUUUUAAUUGUAAAAAAAAAAGUAUAUAUAUAUAAAUAUAUAUGGAUAUAAAUAUAUGGAAUUAAAAAGGUGACCAAGUUCAGUUGAGGAAUACAGGAAUGAUGUACCUUCUUUCUUUUUUGUAACAACUCCUCCAUAUUUUUCAGGCUUGGAGCACGUUUGUGUGGACCCCAUGCACCUUACCCCUUCCGUUUUGCUACCUGUUGUGAACUGACGAUGCAGAUAAACAUGGCUGCCAUAGCAACAGUGUCUACCGUAAAACAACCUCUCAACUACCAUUGUGAGUCUACCCAGCCAAGGAUUAUAACAGUCCCCCUUGCCUUCGAUAUACCACAGCAGUAUAUUGAAGAACCAUUGCAGAAUGAUAUAGAGAGACUUUUGCAGAUAAACUACCCCAGGUUGACCCUGUUACUGGCUUGGGACAGCAGGUUGAUAAGACAGACGUGAUGCUAACACGGUUGGCUAGUUUGGUGUCUUAUUCCUUUUUUGUACAUGGAAUUCCUCCUCUGCUGACCAAGUCGUUUAGCAUGGGUGUUUUUUUCCCCUCUGUCUAACCCCACACAACUCUGAGUACACACACACAUAUUCCCUCAGCACACAACGACGUGUACAGGUGUGUUGGGGGUACACAACAGGUAUGGUGGGACCAAGGACAAAGGCCGGGGCAAGUGAAGGAGUUUCUGUGUUUUCUUUUCAGUUUGUUCGUGAUGAACAUGUUUCAGUUUGUUCGUGAUGAACAUUCAGCUGCUUUCUG
Molecule: messenger RNA, 4687 nt
Organism: Coregonus clupeaformis (lake whitefish)
Lineage: Eukaryota; Metazoa; Chordata; Actinopteri; Salmoniformes; Salmonidae
Product: pro-neuregulin-3, membrane-bound isoform-like
Exons: 9
Coding region: 1545-3656 (703 amino acids)
Biological process (GO): animal organ development; intracellular signal transduction; nervous system development
Molecular function (GO): chemorepellent activity
Source: RefSeq, a predicted model, not a curated record